AUGGAGGACCAAGUGCAUAAGCCUCACCGCAAGGCGAAGGAGAAAAAGAAGCACACUGGCGAUCGAAACCCCAAGGCCUUCACGUUUUCCAAUCCUGGAAAGCUUGCAAAAUCUGCCGCACGAUCUUCAGAUAUCAAAGAAAGGCGACUCCAUGUUCCCCUCGUCGACCGACUCCCCGACGAGCCGCCACCAAGGCUGGUCACUAUCGUUGGGCCUCCCGGUGUGGGCAAGACGACUCUACUCAAGUCCUUGAUUCGACGAUAUGCGAAGGAGACCCUCUCCGAACCCCAGGGUCCUAUCACUGUUGUUACAUCCAAGAAGCAGCGUCUGACCUUCGUCGAGUGCCCCAAUGAGUUGGAGGCCAUGGUCGACAUGGCCAAGAUCGCAGACAUCGUUCUGCUUAUGAUCGACGGCAAUUACGGCUUUGAGAUGGAGACUAUGGAAUUCUUGAACAUCCUUGCGGCUACCGGUAUGCCUGGUAACGUCUUCGGCAUUCUGACCCAUCUCGACUUGUUCCGAAAACCCCAGGCCCUGAAGGAUGCGAAGAAGCGCCUCAAGAGAAGACUUUGGAGCGAGUUGUAUCAGGGUGCACACCUAUUCUACCUCUCGGGUGUCAUGAACGGUCGUUAUCCUGAUCGCGAGGUUCACAAUCUGUCGCGCUUUCUCUCCGUCAUGAAGAACCCUCGACCCUUAGUUUGGAGAAAUUCACACCCUUAUACCAUCAUCGAUAGUUACCGAGACAUCACCCAUCCCACCAAGAUCGAGGAGGACCCCAAUUGCGACCGUUCCGUUGUCUUGUCGGGCUACCUUCGAGGCACCAACUUCGCCUCUCAAGGUCAGAAGGUACAUGUUCCUGGAUUAGGCGACUUCACAGUCUCCAAUUUGGAGGUUCUCCCGGAUCCUUGUCCAACCCCGGCAAUGGAGCAAGCCAUCGCCAAGAUUACAGGCAAGACGACACGGCGACGCCUGGAUGAGAAGGAGAAGAAACUACACGCUCCUAUGUCGGACCGCAGCGGUCUCAAGAUUGACGGCGACGCGAUCUGGAUUACGAGAGAAAAGGGAUUCAACUUCGAUAAGGAUGGGGAUGAUGUGGAGAGGGGUGAAGGCGAAGAGCUCAUCAUCGGGCUUCAGGCUGAGCGAAAACUUCUGGGCCAGACUGAAGAGGGUGUUCAACUUUUCAAGGGAGGCGAGCAACUCAAGCAGAUUGCUGAGGAGGAAGACACGGGCCGAAAAACUCAUCGACAUGCGCGCAUUGCGAACCACGAGGGCGAUUCCGAUGAGGAGGUUCCGGACGACGAAGGUUUUGUCAGCGGCGAAGAAGAGGGAGCAUCAGACUUCGAAGAGGAAUUCAGUGAGGGCAAGCUGGGCAAGAUGUUCAGAAAGGAUGCCGAAAGGCACGCUGACGAUGAAGAGGACAUUGCCUUCGCUGACAGUGACUCUGAUCUCGGUUCAAUAUCUGGGCUCGAGGACGAAGACGACGACUCGGACGAGGAUAUGAACGACGAAGAUUCCGACUCGGACGAGGAGACAGCUGCAUUGAAGUGGAAGGAGAACAUGGCAGAGCGCGCGAAGAAGCUACACAACAAGCGACGCUCCUACCACACGCCGGAUCUUGCCAGAUUUAUGUAUAUUGACUCUAUGACGCCAGAGGAGGCGUUGAAGAAGUGGCGUGGUGAAGAUGAGGAUGAAGAGGAGGACAUUGAGGCCUCAGACGAUGAGGAUUUCUUCAAGAAGUCCAAGCAAGACAAGGAAGACAAGGUUGAGGACAGAUCCAUACCUCUGUACGAUUACGAAGAUCUGGCCGCAAAGUGGUCUCAGGAGUCGAACGUUGAGGCCUUGAGGCGACGGUUCGCUACGGCGGCACUGCGAGACGGAGACGAUGACCAGGAUGGCGAGGACGAAGAUGAGUUCGACGGCAUCGACGACGAGGAUGGUGACGACGAUGAGGGCGAUGGUGUUUUCGAAGACCUCGAAACCGGUGAACAGCACGGUCCUGCAGAGCCCACCGAAGAGGAAACCUUCGAGGACGAGCGUGACAAGAACGCGAAACGGAAAGAAGAGCUCAAGUUGCGCUUCGAGGAAGAAGAUAGGGAAGGCUUUAUGAACGAUAAGGCUAACGCCCGGCGGGAAGGUGGAGGUGACCAGGAAUUCGGAGAGGAUGAUUGGUACGAGGCACAAAAGGCCAUGAUCCAAAAGCAGCUGGAUAUCAACAAGGCCGAGUUUGAAAAUCUUGACGAGAGGCAAAGAGCAGCUGUUGAGGGUUACAAGGCUGGCAAGUACGCCAAGAUUGUCCUCGAAGGUGUUCCCGCCGAAUUCGUUGAGAUGUUUAACCCGCGGAUGCCCAUCAUUCUCGGUGGCCUUUCACCUACCGAAGACCGCUUCGGUUAUGUUCAGGUGCGAAUCAAGAAACACCGAUGGCACAAGAAGAUUCUCAAGACCAACGACCCGUUGAUCUUCUCUCUUGGCUGGAGACGGUUCCAGACGCUCCCUAUCUAUAGUAUUUCGGACUCAAGAACGAGAAACCGCAUGCUGAAGUACACACCGGAGCACAUGCACUGCUUCGGAACGAUUUAUGGACCGCUUAUAGCCCCCAACACGGGUUUUGUGUGUUUCCAGUCGUUCUCAUCGGCCAACCCCGGUUUCCGGAUAGCCGCAACUGGAACAGUCCUCAGCGUCGAUGAGUCGACCGAAAUUGUCAAGAAGCUCAAACUCACCGGAACUGCGGACAAGAUCCACAAGAACACGGCUUUCAUUAAGGGCAUGUUCAAUUCGGCACUCGAAAUUGCGAAAUUCGAGGGCGCCUCCAUCAAGACGGUAUCCGGAGUACGUGGUCAGAUCAAACGUGCGCUAUCCAAGCCUGAGGGUCAUUUCCGUGCAACUUUUGAGGACAAGAUCCUGUACAGCGACAUUGUCUUCCUACGAGCCUGGUAUCCGAUCAAGCCUCAUCGCUUCUACAAUCCGGUCACGAACCUUAUCGGAUGGCAGGCGAUGAGAUUGACAGGUGAGGUGCGCCGUGCCGAAGGCAUCGAGACACCCUUGGAGAAAAACAGUCAAUACCGCAAGAUCGAGCGUGAGACGCGUCACUUCAACCCUCUCCGCGUCCCCCGCGCCCUUGCGGCCGAGCUACCAUUCAAGUCGCAGAUUGUACAGGCGCGCAAGCAGAAGAAGGACACGUACAUGCAGAAACGUGCUGUCGUUCUCACUAAAGAGGAGAAGACAGCGCGCAAUCUGCUACAGCAACUUACCACGAUCCGCAACGAUAAGGUGGCACGUCGCGCUGCAAAGAAGGAAGAGAAGCGUACCGAAUACCGCAAGAAGCUGGCUGAGUCUGAGGAGAAGAAGGAGGCAAGGGAGAAGAAGGAGAGCAAGGAGUUCUGGCGCAAGAACGGCCGGAAACGCCAGGCACCAGAUGAGGGAAGCGGCGGCGGUCAAAAGCGCAGAAAGUAG
Colletotrichum truncatum is the source of this 3447-nucleotide messenger RNA. RefSeq names its product ribosome biogenesis protein. Gene Ontology annotation, molecular function: GTP binding; U3 snoRNA binding; GTPase activity. Gene Ontology annotation, biological process: ribosome biogenesis; maturation of SSU-rRNA from tricistronic rRNA transcript (SSU-rRNA, 5.8S rRNA, LSU-rRNA); endonucleolytic cleavage of tricistronic rRNA transcript (SSU-rRNA, 5.8S rRNA, LSU-rRNA). Gene Ontology annotation, cellular component: nucleus; 90S preribosome. The record is from RefSeq and is a predicted model, not a curated record. NCBI's taxonomy places the organism in Eukaryota, Fungi, Ascomycota, Sordariomycetes, Glomerellales, Glomerellaceae.